This is a messenger RNA of Oncorhynchus masou masou (cherry salmon), 459 nucleotides long. RefSeq names its product acetylcholinesterase collagenic tail peptide-like. The transcript is spliced from 7 exons. Lineage: Eukaryota; Metazoa; Chordata; Actinopteri; Salmoniformes; Salmonidae. The record is from RefSeq and is a predicted model, not a curated record. Bases 1 to 459 code for a protein of 152 amino acids.
AUGCAGGGUGAGCCUGGGCCAAGGGGCAAAGAGGGAGAGAUGGGAGGUUUCGGCAACAGAGGAUAUCCUGGUCCUAAAGGACAAAAGGGAGACAUAGGACCACGUGGAUUUUCUUGGUCAGAGGGGCCCUCAGGAGCUCUUGGGGACAAUGGGAAAAGAGGAGUGAAGGGAGAGAAGGGCUACGUAGGACUACGAGGCCAGGUGGGGUUGAUGGGGGAAGCUGGACCAUCAGGCUUGUCUGGACUGGAAGGUUUUCCAGGACCUUUUGGAUUAGCUGGGGCUGAUGGACCACAAGGGCAGAAGGGGGACAAAGGCCCUUAUGGUAUGGCUGGGAACCCUGGAAACUCAGGCCUUAAGGGGAUGUCAGGCAUCAGUGGAGUGAAUGGUGACAUGGGGAAACAUGGACCAAAGGUACCUAUUAUCCAAAUCAUCUGCCAAUUUAUAUUGAUAAGAUUGUAA